CGGCUCUGAGGUCCUCAUCCGCAUGCUGCAUCUGGGGCAACGUGAUUUGGACUGUGGCAGUGAGAGAGCCGGGGACCUGCAGACAUGCCCAAAUCCAAGCGGGAUAAGAAGGUUUCUUUAACCAAAACAACCAAAAAAGGUCUUCAGGUGAAGCAGACCCUGAUAGAAGAGCUGCGGAAAUGCGUGGACACCUACAAGUACCUCUUCGUGCUGUCCGUGGAGAACAUGAGAAAUAACAAGUUAAAGGACGUGCGCAAUGCCUGGAAACACAGCAGAUUAUUCUUUGGGAAGAAUAAAGUGAUGACGGUGGCGCUGGGGAAAGGGCCCUGCGAUGAGUAUAAGGAUAACUUACACAAGCUCAGCAAGUGUCUUAAGGGUGAGGUCGGGAUCCUCUUCACCAACCGCACCGAGAAAGAAGUCCAAGAGUGGUUCGAUGAGUUUAAGGAGGUGGACUUCUGCCGAGCAGGAAACAAAGCCACGUAUAGUGUGGUUUUUGAUGCUGGGCCUUUGGAACAGUUUCCACAUUCAAUGGAACCACAGUUAAGACAGUUGGGACUUCCCACCGCACUAAAGAAAGGAGUGGUCACGCUGCUGUCGGAUCACGAAGUGUGUAAGGAAGGAGAUGUAUUGACGCCAGAACAGGCUCGGCUAUUGAAACUCUUUGGAUAUCAAAUGGCGGAGUUCAAAGUUGCUAUUAAAGCCAUGUGGGACGCAGAGACCGGAGAAUUCAAAAAAUUCAUUGAGGGAAAGGAUGAAUCGAGCGGAGACGAGAUGGAUGAUGAUAAGAAUGAGGAUGAUGAUGAUGAUGAUGAGGAGGAAGAAGGCAAAAAUGAAGAUAAUUAGAGGGACUCUUGGACCUUCUGCUGACACGAAGGGGUUGUGUAAAUGAGUAAACUGGCGGAUCUGCCCCAGCGUGAAUCUGAGUUUUUUUUAAGUACAUUACAGGGCUGCUGGGGUUUAAGAACAUUUCGAGCCCCGCGUUAACCUCUACCUAUCGCUGAGUUCUAGGUGAGAAGCCCAUCGCGACCUCUCCCUAUAUGUGGUCUCGAGGAGCAGGGUCAUUGUCACCAUUACAAAGCCAGUAAACUAGUGGGAGGUGGGAUCGGUGUGGACUCGUCACGUGGCGGAGGCGCCGGUAUUUUGGGGAUCUAUCCCUGUCCCUUCUCUUACCCAGCUGUGUAUUAAAUCCUUUCCAGAGUGACCGUUCUCAUCAAGCUGUUACUGUGUUUUAACAGAAAACAUUUGUACCGACGCCUGUAUAUAAAACAAAAUGAUUUAAAA
Molecule: messenger RNA, 1281 nt
Organism: Spea bombifrons (plains spadefoot toad)
Lineage: Eukaryota; Metazoa; Chordata; Amphibia; Anura; Pelobatidae
Gene: MRTO4
Product: MRT4 homolog, ribosome maturation factor
Exons: 8
Coding region: 85-843 (252 amino acids)
Biological process (GO): ribosomal large subunit biogenesis; ribosomal large subunit assembly; rRNA processing
Cellular component (GO): nucleolus; preribosome, large subunit precursor
Molecular function (GO): RNA binding
Source: RefSeq, a predicted model, not a curated record